CGCGUUCUGGUCGACCUGAGCGACGUCCAGCUUCAAGGUCGAUUCUAACGAGUUUCAUUUGAUGCUGUGCUCUGAAGAGGAAAUCGUCACCAGGUCACGCCAGGACAAAGCCACUGGAUCGAUUGCACUAGCGAUUCUGACACUUCACCAUGCGAGAAUGCAUCAGCAUCCACGUGGGCCAGGCGGGCGUUCAAAUGGGGAACGCGUGCUGGGAGUUAUAUUGCCUGGAGCACGGAAUCCAGCCGGAUGGGCUCAUGCCAUCCGACGUGAGCGUGGAUUACGAAGGCGAUACCUUCAACACUUUCUUCAUGGAGACCGGUGCUGGGAAGCACGUACCUAGGGCCGUUUUCGUCGACCUCGAACCCACUGUCAUAGACGAGGUACGGACAGGGACAUAUCGGAACUUAUUCCAUCCUGAAUUCCUCAUCACUGGAAAGGAAGAUGCGGCCAAUAAUUACGCUCGAGGCCAUUACACUGUCGGAAAGGAGAUAAUCGAUCUGACGGUCGACAAGGUGCAAAAGCUGGCCGAUCAGUGCGGGGGGCUUCAGGGUUUCCUUGUAUUCCAUUCCUUUGGUGGGGGAUCUGGAUCCGGCUUUACUUCCCUAUUGAUGGAGAAACUCAGCGUCGACUUCGCCAAAAAGGCCAAGCUCUCUUUCUCCAUCUAUCCUGCUCCCCAGCAUUACCGCGUCUCUGAGGUUCGACGGAGCGCUGAAUGUGGACCUCACCGAAUUCCAGACGAAUCUCGUGCCUUAUCCUCGCAUCCAUUUUCCUAUUGUGAGUUUUCUUUCUCCAUGAGAUGGAAGAAUCGCCGAGGAAUGAUUUUUCUCCUCUUCAAGGCAAUGUGGGCUCCGGUUAUAUCAGCAGAGAAGGCCUACCAUGAGACCAUGACGGUGGACACCAUCACUCAGCAAUGCUUUGAACCAGACUGCCAAAUGGUUCGUUGCGAUCCCCGGGCCGGGAAAUACAUGGCAGUGUGUCUCCUUUACAGAGGCGACGUCGUCCCGAAAGAUGUCAACGCUGCCAUUGCAAAAAUGAAAUCCAAGAAAACCAUCGAUUUCGUGGACUGGUGUCCGACGGGAUUCAAGGUGGGGAUAAACUAUCAGCCACCGACAGUGGUGCCCGGAGGAGAUCUGGCAAAGGUGCAGCGGGCAGUGUGUUGUCUCACCAAUUCCACGGCCAUUCAGGAACCUUGGGGCAGGCUCAACCAUAAGUUCGACCUCAUGUAUGCCAAACGAGCCUUUGUUCACUGGUUCGUCGGUGAAGGAAUGGAGGAAGGAGAAUUCUCGGAAGCCCGCGAGAACCUGGAAUCCCUGGUCAAGGACUACGAGGCCCGGGAGUGCAUCAGCAUCCACGUGGGUCAGGCGGGAGUGCAGAUGGGGAACGCGUGCUGGGAGUUGUACUGCCUGGAGCACGGGAUCCAGCCGGAUGGGCUCAUGCCGUCUGAUUUGACCUUGGACUACGGGGGGGACACGUUCAACACGUUUUUCAUGGAGACCGGAGCUGGGAAACACGUUCCCAGAGCCAUUUUCGUCGAUCUCGAACCCACUGUCAUCGGGAAGGAGAUCUGCGACCUGACGAUGGAUCGGAUGCGUCGCCUAUCCGACCAGGCUCAGAGCCUCCAGGGAUUCCUGGUGUUCCAUUCCUACGGAGGGGGCUCCGGCUCCGGCUUCACCUCCCUCUUGAUGGAGCUCCUCUCCGCCGAUUACGGCAAAAAGACCAAAUUGGCCUUUUCCAUCUACCCUGCACCCCAGGUGUGGCGACGGCCGUCGUCGAACCUUACAAUGCGAUUCUGCAUACGCACACAUCGAUGGAGCACAACGACGUCUCCUUCAUGCAUCACGGCGUCGUUGAGGUUCGACGGAGCCCUCAAUGUGGACCUAACCGAGUUCCAGACGAAUCUCGUGCCUUAUCCCCGAAUCCACUUUCCACUAGCUACGUGGGCGCCGGUGAUAAACGCGGAAUCGGCCACAAACGAAAGAUUCACCGUCGCUGAACUCACGAACCAAUGCUUCGAACCCGACUGCCAAAUGGUGAAAUGUGACCCCCGUCGAGGGAAGUACAUGGCCUGUUGCCUGUUGUACAGAGGGGACGUCGCCCCGAAGGACGUGAAUGCUGCAAUCGCUGGGAUCAAGUCAAAGAAGACGGUAGAAUUCGUGGAUUGGUGCCCCACCGGUUUCAAGGCGAACAGAUCACGAAAGGACGGGUUCCGCUGUUUCAGGUCGGGAUAA
Darwinula stevensoni is the source of this 2228-nucleotide messenger RNA. Lineage: Eukaryota; Metazoa; Arthropoda; Ostracoda; Podocopida; Darwinulidae. The record is from the annotation of a GenBank genome assembly.